CAUGUGCAGCCCUCCGCUCGCCUUGACUACGUUGCAGCCUCAUCUCACCUGGGUCCAGCAAAGCGGAAGUGUCACCCGGCAGCCCUUGUCUCCUGAGCUGUCAUCCUCGGUGACAUCCUCCGACCCGGAUCCUCCUCCGUCACCUACCUCCCUGAUCGGGGUCCCAGAGCUGAGCAUCGCUCCUCCCGUCCGGCGGCUCCAUCACUGUCUAUCUUGGAAGAUGACGUUACCCUGAACAUAAUGGCUACUCUGUAGAUUACAUUUUCUCCUCGUUGUUUGACGAGCACAAAAAUAAACAUGUCAAACUUUAAAAGGCUGGUUCUAGGCCAGCGAUUCAUGCACUGGAAGCUCGGUGCCAUCACCCUCAUUUUUAUGGCUUUUGUGUUCUUAAUACAAAGAGAAGUAGUUGAUCGAGAAAUGGACGAACUUGCAGCACGUGAUGGCUCCCCUGUGAGGAAAAAAAAGAUGUUGGACAUGGUAAUGGAUGCUGUAAAUAACAUUAAAGACUCAAUGCCAAAAAUGCAGAUCAAGGCGCCUGAAAAGCAGCUUAAAGACGGAAAAAGGCGGUGUUUACCUGGAUAUUACACAGCAGCAGAACUUAAGCCUUUACUUGAGCGUCCAUCUCAGGAUCCGAAUGCACCAGGAGAUGCUGGAAAGCCAUUUAAAAUGGACAAACUUACCCCUAAGGAGGAGGAAGAGAGGGAACAAGGAGAAAAGAAACAUUGUUUCAAUGCCUUUGCUAGUGACAGAAUUUCAUUACAUCGGGACCUGGGACCAGACACAAGGCCUCCUGAGUGUAUUGAACAGAAGUUUAAGCGAUGUCCUCCUAUGCCGACGACUAGCAUCAUAAUUGUGUUCCACAAUGAGGCCUGGUCUACGCUUCUUCGCACUGUAUACAGUGUUAUAUACACGUCACCAGCCAUUCUUCUCAAAGAAAUUAUUAUGGUUGAUGAUGCCAGCACAGAUGAUUAUUUGAAGGAUAAGCUGGACGACUAUGUGAAACCUCUGCAGAUUGUCAAAGUGGUCAGACAAAAAGAAAGAAAGGGGCUUAUUUCAGCCAGACUGUUGGGCGCCGCUGUAGCAACAGGGGACACAUUGACCUUUUUGGAUGCACAUUGUGAGUGCUACCAUGGUUGGCUGGAGCCAUUACUGUCAAGAAUUGCUGAGAAUUACACUGCGGUGGUGAGCCCAGAUAUCUCCACUAUAGAUCUCAAUACAUUUGAGUUUCUCAAACCUUCCCCAUAUGGAAAUAACCGCAAUCGGGGGAACUUUGACUGGGGUCUGUCAUUUGGAUGGGAAAGUGUGCCCAGUUCCGAAAACAAGAAGAGGAAAGAUGAGACCUAUCCAAUAAAGACUCCAACAUUUGCUGGGGGGCUUUUUUCAAUCUCUAAGGAAUAUUUUGAGCAUAUUGGAAGUUACGAUGAAGAUAUGGAAAUCUGGGGAGGCGAGAACAUCGAAAUGUCCUUUAGAGUGUGGCAGUGUGGUGGACAGUUGGAGAUCUUACCCUGUGCAGUUGUGGGCCACGUAUUCCGUAGCAAGAGUCCUCAUACCUUUCCUAAAGGAACACAGGUGAUCAUUCGGAACCAGGUCCGUCUGGCUGAAGUCUGGAUGGACGAUUACAAAGAAAUAUAUUACCGGAGAAAUCGUGAGGCAGCAUUAAUGGUACAGCAGAAAUCAUUUGGUAGUAUUUCCAAGAGAGUCGAAUUACGGCAAAAUCUUCAGUGCAAAAAUUUCACCUGGUAUCUGAAAAAUGUCUAUCCGGAAAUGUAUGUCCCAGACCUGAACCCACUUAUCUUUGGUGAUAUUUUAAAUGUUGGAAGUCAGAGGUGUUUGGAUGUUGGAGGAGAUAAUGGUAAUGGAGACAAACCUCCAAUCUUCUACAGCUGUCAUGGACUUGGGGGAAACCAGUAUUUUGAAUAUACGUCAGGCCAUGAAAUUCGACAUAAUAUCCAGAAAGAGCUGUGUUUACGAGCUACUAAAGGAAUUGUGAUGCUCAAAAAGUGUGGCUAUAAAGGAAAAGGCACGGUAGUGCUACUGGAGGAGAAGUGGGAGCUUCGACAGGAGCAACAGUUCUUCAAUGCUGCGUACAACAUGUGCCUUACAGGAAACGGGUUGAACCCAAGCCUUGCACCCUGUAACCCCGCAGACACUUUCCAAAAAUGGGUGUUCCGUCAUAAUGAAUAAAUGAGACGAAGACGUCUGUUUUAACUUAACACUGUGAUGAGAGUACACUGUAACAUUUUAUGCAAAUGCAGCUGACGUUGAUUAUGGUGUAGACUUUAAAAACAAAUGGAACACUUUGCUGUGAGGAAAGAACACUCUGGACCUUGUGUCAGCUACAUAUGCCAAAGAAUGUUUUUAUUCUGUUUAUUUUCCUGUGUGUUUACAUGUUAAUUAUUAGGUCAGGGAUUGCCAGGGGGCGUUUUGAUGGUUUACAAUGAGUACCGAUUUUUCGAUGAUGUACUCUGAGGGCUAAUCACAAUUAUGUGUUUUGUUUUCAGCACUUGUGUUACGGAAAAGUACUUGUCUUUACUACAGUGUGACUAUUUUUAAAUAAUUUUUAAAGUAAACGUCUCCUUAAAUAAUCUGUGGACAGGCAGGGUAUUUAUAACAAAAGUGGCCCUAGGGGUCUCUUCUGCCAUAAACUCUCCUCGUGACUGUCAGCUGGUAAUUUAAUUCUGAGCCGCACAUGCGCAGUUUAGAUCACAUUUACGGUCUGCUCCAUGUGCUGCGGUGAUGUGACUGCCGUGCACAUGUGCAGGAGUGACCUUACCUUGGAGCGGCCAGAGAUACCAAACCCGCAAGGAAGACCAGGCGACAGUGGAACCCACCAGGGUCUAGGGAGGGCUCCUUUUGUGGGCACGUCUGACAUAAUGUACUAGAAUGCAAGUGCAUUAUGACUUAAAGCUGCAGGGGGGGGGCAUUUUUUUUAAUUUUUUAAGACUUUACUACCACUUUAUGGGGGCCAGUUCACAUCACAUGCAAUCCAGCGGGUUCUUUUUCUGCAUCAAAAAAGCAUGGACAGUAGGUUGCAUGAAUUUCAAUGGCAAAGUUCGCACCAUUUCAGUACUGUCACUAAAAGUAGAACAUGUUGAAUUUUUCUGCAAGGAACUGCACUGGGUGUGGACAAGCACAUCAGAAAUGCACCGGAAUGCAUUACAGCAAAAAAAAAA
Molecule: messenger RNA, 3173 nt
Organism: Rana temporaria (common frog)
Lineage: Eukaryota; Metazoa; Chordata; Amphibia; Anura; Ranidae
Gene: GALNT3
Product: polypeptide N-acetylgalactosaminyltransferase 3
Exons: 11
Coding region: 298-2184 (628 amino acids)
Cellular component (GO): Golgi apparatus
Source: RefSeq, a predicted model, not a curated record